CAGACCGCGCGACAGUCCGUCUUACGACUACAACUGCAGCAGACCAUUGCCACGAGCGUUAUACGCCUAGCGCGGUAUAAUAACACACUGCAGCUCGACGCCGUCGCCGCCGCCGCCGCCGCCACCACCACCACCACCAAACACAUACACACACACCCACACGUACACGCCGCCCGUCGUGAGACACCUAUACACCGACCGCCGCCGACAUCCCCACCGACCCCUCGUAAGCCCACCGAAUUUAAAAAAAAAAAAAUUAUAAUAUUUUUUUUUUUUCAAAUUUUUUAUCCGGAUAAAUUUCGCGGUAUCGAAAAUUUUGGGAAAAAAUUUUUUUUCCCCUUUCAGCUAUAAAUUUUUUCCGCUCGGCGUCAUUAUUUUUAUAAUACAUACAUAUAUCAUUAUCGUACUUUUCGUUCUUUCGUCCGCCCGCGAGAACCGGUCCCGUUCAGCCGCCGCGGUACUGUACCCCACCGCCGCCGCGCCACAGCAGCCACUGUACACGCUGCUACGCCAAUCUCGCCCGCACAAGACUGCGAUAUUAUAAUAUAUAUAUAUAUAUAUAUAUUUAUAGAGAGAUAAGUCCGAAAACCCACGUGUGGUGGUCAUCGUCGUCCGUCUUCGCUUGUCUAUACUGCAGACUGCGCACGCACGCAACAAUAAAUCUCGUCCAGAAUCGGUUCGUCCGCUCCCGUGUCAGUUAUAAUAAUAUUGUAACAUUAUUAUAGACACGUUCUUGGAGUAGCACUCACUGCCGAAACUACCUGCAGUAUAGGUACGCCACGGGACACUACGUACACCACCCAGUGAGCCGGAAUCGGACGGAAAAAACGCAUCAGACCGGAGAGGGAAGAAUCGUUGGCGCCGCAGCACACUGUCGUCGGUCCUCUACGGAGACAAAACUAUAACGUCCGGCGCGUACAGUAGUCGUCAUAGUGCAUUGUUAGUCGCGUGAACUCGGUCGUUCAUUGCCAUUAUAGCUCUGCACCCGACAGAUACUCCCGUCAACCCGAUUUAUCGUCGCCGUCCGUUGUAACGCUUCACGCGCACGUACAAAAUACGAUACAGACGUCCGGCAAACGAACAGAGCUCUUUUUCACGUUUUUGGCAAUCAAACGUAUAGAGACCGUGAUAUAAAAACAGCGAUAACAUGGCCGUAGUGAACAUGAACAAUUUGCUGAACGGCAAGGACUCAAGAUGGCUGCAAUUGGAAGUGUGCAGGGAAUACCAGCGGAACAAGUGCUCCAGACCCGACACGGAUUGCAAGUUUGCGCACCCGGCAGCUAACGUGGAGGUUCAAAACGGACGCGUCACCGCAUGCUACGAUAGUAUAAAGGGCAGGUGUAACCGAGAGAAACCGCCGUGCAAAUAUUUCCAUCCACCGCAGCAUCUCAAGGACCAGCUGUUGAUAAAUGGUCGUAACCACUUGGCCCUAAAGAAUGCAUUAAUGCAGCAAAUGACUAUGGCUGCUAGUCAACAGAUAGUGCCGGGGCAAGUUCCUACAGCAGUGGCAGCGCCAACAGCAUAUUUGACCGGAAUCCCUGGCGCGAGUACCCAGGUCGGCAACACUUACACGCCAUACUUUAGCGCCGCCGGCCCGUUGAUUGGACCGACCACAAUAAUCACUUCAGAUCCGAACAAUCCGCUGGCAAUGGCUGUACAGCAGACAAUGGUUACGCAACAGAAAAUGCCUAGGAACGACCGUCUAGACAUGGAUAUGAAAGCCGUUGGAACAUAUUAUUACGAAAAUUUUGCAUUUCCGGGAAUGAUGCAGUACAAACGAACCGCGGGCGACAAGUCUGGAAUGCCGGUGUUUCAACAAAAUACGGGAGCUUACCAACAAUUGCUUCAGCCAUUCGUGCCAACCCUAUCUUUUGCUGCACCACCGGGCAUCCCGAGGUAUUAACAUAACGACUGCGAUCCAGAAAUCAAUCUGUGUUACACCAUGCAUCCAUUGAAUGUAUGGUCGUGGCCUAAUAUUUAUUAACAAAAUCACGUUCGAUUCAAGUCAUCAGUUUAAUACACAGUAAAAAUUUUUUAUAGUGUAUUGCAUUACAUAUAUAAUUCAUAAAUAAUAUUGUAGAAUACGAAUUGAAUAAUAUUGAACAAUAAAAUAAAUUAGAUUGAUUUAAGUUUCCUUUAUCCAAUAUUUAAAAUAGGUCGGAAACUAAUGUCAAUGAUAAUUAAUCUAACUAGAAACGAUGCACUUUGUAUUUUGUUAACAAAAGUAAACUAUUUUACAUAGAGAAAUGUUAAAAUACUAUUAAACUAUUUAAAUUGUAUAGAAUCAGGUUGGUUUCUCACUAUUUAUAAUAUGUAAA
Molecule: messenger RNA, 2318 nt
Organism: Rhopalosiphum maidis (corn leaf aphid)
Lineage: Eukaryota; Metazoa; Arthropoda; Insecta; Hemiptera; Aphididae
Gene: mbl
Product: protein muscleblind
Exons: 9
Coding region: 1148-1903 (251 amino acids)
Molecular function (GO): metal ion binding
Source: RefSeq, a predicted model, not a curated record